AUGACGAGGUCUCCCGAAAAUAAUGAGAUCCUCGUGAGUUUUGAAAAUCUUAAAAAAUGUUAACUUGUUGGAAAUCUAAGUUCUGAUGGUUUUGAUGUUUCUUUAUUCCUUAUUGGUAGAUAAAUCUAAGAAUUUCAAACUUUUUCCUUUUCAAAAUAUCUUUUUUCAGUGCGAUCCUUUCAUUUGCCCCUUCCAACCGUUGACAACAUCUACAACCACUGAAGCUUCUGUUACUUUCCCUAUAAGCUCAUCUACAGCUCCAUCAAGUGAUUGGAUCUCGGCGAAGAGUUUGACGACUUCAGAAACUUUGACGUCUUCUACUUCUACGUCGAUUUUAAUUCAAACUUCAAUUUCUUCUGCUUCAAGACUCACUCAUACUCUAGUUUCUACCUCUACUCAAACUCCGACGCCUUCUUCUUCGAGCUCAACCUCCCCUUGGACUUCACUUUUGACUUCCACCUUGACUUCUACUUGCACUACUACCUCCACCACUACGGACAUUCCUACAACCCCUCCUUCAUCGUGUUCAUUCUCGACAUUAACUAAAGUUGCUGAUCCAGCCAAGAAAGAGUCGAUUCCAAACUUCAAGUAAAUCUGAAACAUUGGUAACUUUAAGCAAAAAAAGGUUUUAGGUACAGUCCGACGACGCUUCAUGCUGAAUGUACACUACCUAAUCCUCUUUGUGUCCCGUUGAUUGCUGUGAGUGCCCCUUUUGUUACCUCUUCCUUUCGAAAAGAUUUUUAGCGCUUCCUUAUUUUAUUUCGAGGCAUUUUCACCAUACGAGUAGAUUUUUCUGAAACUGGAAGUCAAAAUGGAAGCCUCUUCAAGCUUUCUAUAGCCUUUUAAUACAACGAGAGACAGCUCUAACCAUUUUUCCAAAGUUCGCGCCAAUACAAUAACAUUAGCGUAUUUCUGGUGCACUACUUAAACAUUUCAACAAAUCAGACAAUUUUUUCCUUCUAUAUAAAAUUUUGUAAGGUUUAUCUCAUCAAUCGGUUGGAUUCCUACAUGGCUGAUACCUACCCAACUAUUUUCGAAUGCUCCGACGGCGCGAUCCUUUUCCAUGGAUUGUGAGUUAAUAUAUUUUUUCAUUCCAAUAUCUGGUUUUUUUUUUGCAGUCCGACCACCGGAAUAUUCUGCGUGAUUGCUUGCCCAUAA
Caenorhabditis auriculariae is the source of this 1158-nucleotide messenger RNA. Lineage: Eukaryota; Metazoa; Nematoda; Chromadorea; Rhabditida; Rhabditidae. The record is from the annotation of a GenBank genome assembly.